CAUCUUCCCAGCUCUUGCCUCAUCUAUACACUCCCCCCUUCUCUUCCACGACUAAUACUGCUACCAGUAUUUGCACAGCACAAUUUUCUCUCAUUCCCGAUAAAUCUUUGUCAUCCAAACUUCUACCAUGUUCCGGAACAACUAUGAUAACGAUGCGGUCACCUUCUCCCCGCAGGGUCGGAUUUUCCAAGUAGAAUAUGCGCAAGAAGCAGUCAAGCAGGGAUCUGUCGUGGUGGGGCUGGUUAACAAGACACAUGCAGUCCUUGUCGGCUUAAAGCGAAAUGCCGAAGAGCUCUCCUCGUACCAAAAGAAGAUUAUCGAAAUCGACUCCCACAUGGGCAUUGCUAUCGCCGGUCUAGCAUCGGACGCUCGUGUGCUCUCUAACUACAUGAAGCAGCAGUCUCUCAGCUCCAGAAUGACUUACGGUCGUCCUAUCCCCGUGGACCGCAUCGUUAAUCAGAUCGCUGACCGCGCCCAAACGAACACCCAGCAUUACGGUAAACGGCCGUAUGGUGUCGGCCUGCUGGUUGCCGGUGUCGACGAAGCUGGUCCCCAUCUAUUUGAAUUUCAGCCGUCGGGCAUGAUACAUGAAAUGCUGGCUUGCGCUAUCGGUGCUCGUUCGCAGAUGGCCCGAACCUACCUGGAGCGGAACUUAGAGAAGAUUACGAACAGUACCAGUGAUGAGCUUAUCACCCAUGGCCUGCGGGCACUCAAGGAGACACUGUCUCAGGAUAAAGAGCUGACUGUUGAUAAUACCUCUGUGGGUGUGGUCGGCCUUGCAGAGGAAGGAAAGGGAAAGAUUGAGAGCUUCAAGCAUUACGAAGGUCAACAACUCGUCCCGCUGCUAGAGGCUGUGGAGUCGGGAGAAACGAAAGAAGAGGAGGUGAUGGAGGUUGAUUCGUAGGUUUUUGAGGUCAAACCUAUAGAUAUAAAUUCCUGAUUAUUGUGACGCUGGAGAUUAGCAGCACUUUCCCCUCUUUCUCGAUUUGUUAUACGCAGACAUUAGUACGAACUCAGGAUAAUACGAUAUUGACUCUCUAAGCGCGGUGUAUUU
This is a messenger RNA of Aspergillus alliaceus, 1054 nucleotides long. It is a transcript of the gene pre5, whose product is annotated as proteasome core particle subunit alpha 6. Bases 128 to 904 code for a protein of 258 amino acids. Gene Ontology annotation, biological process: ubiquitin-dependent protein catabolic process. NCBI's taxonomy places the organism in Eukaryota, Fungi, Ascomycota, Eurotiomycetes, Eurotiales, Aspergillaceae. The transcript has 3 exons. Gene Ontology annotation, cellular component: nucleus; proteasome core complex; proteasome core complex, alpha-subunit complex. The record is from RefSeq and is a predicted model, not a curated record.